Molecule: messenger RNA, 657 nt
Organism: Oldenlandia corymbosa var. corymbosa
Lineage: Eukaryota; Viridiplantae; Streptophyta; Magnoliopsida; Gentianales; Rubiaceae
Source: the annotation of a GenBank genome assembly
AUGGCGGGACUAGUUGGUGGAGUGAAAGAGGUGGAAGUGGGGAGGUUUUGGAACUGUCGGACUUUAUCGGCAAGGGUAUGGGUGAGGGUUGAAGACCCCUUGGUGCCAGGAUUCUAUUUUUCUGUAGGGGGGGUAGAAGGGUUUGGAUACAGCGUGCGUAUGAACGUAUACAUAAACUGUGUCGGAGAUGUGGAAGGGGUUCACGAUGACGCCAGCUUCAAAAUGUACACAGCGGUGAUAAGAGCUCAUCGCUACAUGCUGGAGAGGAGGUUCACCCGGUUUCCGGAGAGCUAUGUACAAGAGUUUAACGUCAGAUAUUUGCAGAACCAGAUGGGGUGGAUGGCCAAUGGCUUCCGUUAUGAAUUGAUACUUGCAGGGGGUUCGUUGACUCCACUGAUGUUGGAAGCUCGCAGAAAUGAUGAAAAUGGGGAAGUAAGUCACCGUCGCCAGCCAAGAUUGGGUAAUAACGAUCAGGCGAGUGGGAGUGCCCGCAGCUUGGAUUUCGAUGAAGGCACUUCAACGUCUCCAAGAAGAAGAGGACGCAGUGGGACUAUGCACAGUCAAAAUUUGGCUGGCUGGCUUAUCGAAUCCCCAGACAAUGCUAGAAAACAUAUUAGUUCCAACGGUGGGGGACAUCUGGAUGAAGGGAUCACGUGA